AUGCUCAAUGUUAUGAAUAUUCAUGAAAAUCUGAUCGAAGUAUUAUUGGAGCAGCAGGCAUAUGCCGAUGCGCAGGCUGUUUUAGCACGAUAUGACGAUAUCAGCCUGCCAAAAUCAGCCACAAUAUGUUUCACAUCGGCUUUACUGAAAGUAAGGACUGUCGCUGACAAGUUUACGCCAGAUUUUGUGAUGCGGCGUGGAUUGAGUGCUGCCGAGGUGAACGCCGUUGAUGCAAUCCAUCGAGCAGUGGAAUUUAACCCACAUGUUCCAAAGUAUCUGCUUGAACUCAAACCACUUAUCUUGCCACCAGAGCAUUUGCUAAAACGCGGCGAUUCGGAGGCAAUCGCAUAUGCUUUUUGGCAUCUGCAACACUGGAAACGAAUCGAUGGGGCUCUCUCGUUGCUUCAGUGCACAUGGGAAGGAACAUUCCGCCUGAUUCCAAAUCCACUUGAAAAAGGGCAUCUUUUUUAUCCGUACCCAUCGUGCACCGAAUCAGCUGAUAGAGAGCUUCUACCAUCAUGGCACGAAGUAUCUGUGUAUCCGAAACGAGACCUUCCGUUUUUUACCGUUAUCACGGCGCUGAUCUUCUUCGUCACUGCUGUCUUGGCUGUUAUCACUCAUCAAUAUCCAAGGGUAUUACACUUUUUUAUGCGUUUUGAGCUGUGUAACAGCGUUACAAAACGCAUAUUGUCACGGGUUUGUCUGUGUGUGUGUUUGUGUGUGUAUGUGUGUGUGUGUGUGUAUGUUUGUGUGUGUGUCCCACAUUUUGUCCCGCACUUUCAACCCGGGGACCACAAAAGCUAGGC
This is a messenger RNA of Gongylonema pulchrum, 806 nucleotides long. The record is from the annotation of a GenBank genome assembly. Lineage: Eukaryota; Metazoa; Nematoda; Chromadorea; Rhabditida; Gongylonematidae.